Uranotaenia lowii is the source of this 9590-nucleotide messenger RNA. RefSeq lists its product as uncharacterized. The coding region runs from base 1600 to 5454 and encodes 1284 amino acids. The transcript is spliced from 15 exons. The record is from RefSeq and is a predicted model, not a curated record. Lineage: Eukaryota; Metazoa; Arthropoda; Insecta; Diptera; Culicidae. Gene Ontology annotation, molecular function: protein binding. Gene Ontology annotation, cellular component: membrane. Gene Ontology annotation, biological process: transmembrane transport; sodium-independent organic anion transport.
GUGUGAGAAGAUUGUGUGGAACAGGAAAAAGCAGCCAUAAUCGGUGUCCACCAUCAGACUGGUUUUCAGUUCUUGAGAGGAGUUUGAGAAGAAAGUGCGAACAUAUGCGGAGCGCGUCGUUUGUCGACGGUCGUGGGCUUAAUUCUGUGUAAAAGAAAGAAAAAAAAAACAAUUGAGAUGUGAUUCUGUGUUCCAUAAUUGGGUACAUUUUAGAAGCUGUUUUAAAUUUAGAUGAAAUGUAAAUGCGAGACAAAAUCGUGCGGUCGUGUAAUUGAUGUGAGUGAAACAAGCUGAUGCUAAAUCAUCUUUGCGGAUACGAGCAUCGAAAACACACGGAUCGAUUGAGCUGAGGUGUUACGAAAGUGUGUCGUGAAAAUCACAGCACUGUCCAAAUGUCAAAUACUUAGAAACGUCUCGUGAAUAUUUCUGCUGCAAAGAAUGGCACAGAGUUGAAGUAGAUAGAAGGUAGAAGAAGAAAAAAAACGAGCAACGAAACAAUACUACCAACUCCAACGCCCCGUGGCAGUGAUCGUGACGCUCCGUGAUGGCCAUAUAAUGGUUUACCCCCGGAAUCUCCGUCUCUUUUCCUCUGUCCCUUUUUCGCAACCUUUCGUUUCACUUUCUUGGGGGUUGGUAUCUACUAAAUAGUGGCCCUAUUCCAGGUGAUCUAAGCACCUCUGAGUUGGCAGAAUAACGACGUAGUGCAAGAAGUGGGGGGGAAAUUGGGACCUCGUGUCGUACCAAUCGCAACUGCGACAUUUUUUUUUCGUUUCUGCAACCAGAAGUUCGAUGCAAGAAGUGUAUGACUUGGUAUUGGUUUCAGUCAGUGGUGGGUGACUCAAAGUUUACUAAAUCGGUUUCACCAGUUAUUGUUACUUCGCGAUUUCGAAAAAUAAGCAGCAGCAAUAAAAAAUUAAUUCCUCGACACGUUGGAGAUCCAUUGAUGGAGAGCUGUUGGGUGGCUUUUGAGAUGCUGGAAAAGCACUGUGCUGAGAAAUAGAGCACAGUGAGUUGGGGUUUUUAAUUUGCCGAGUGGGUGAAGGGGAGCGAGCCGGAGUGAAGAAAGAACGCCGAAAAGUUUCGAUAUUGUGCAGCAGCUUGGAUAGCAAAAUUUUGAUGGAUGUUAAAUUGAAGAGAAAAAUAAGUGAUAAAUUAAUUUCUGGUGGCUUGUGCGAGUGAAUGUUGAAGGAGCUAUGGCCAGAAUCGGUGAAUUCAAUAUUGAAUAGCUGAUAGGUGAAGUGAAUAUGGGUAUCUUUCAGCUUGACUGAGAAAAAUAAAACUGGUGAUAAAAUUCGUCGCUUUCCAACCAUAAAGUUUCAAGAUAACAAGAGUUGCCGAACACAUGAGGAUUAAAACAUGAUCCUGAAGCAAAGUCAUUGCAACUAAACCAAUCACUCGAAUUUGUAGAACCAACAAUUCUCCGAUUCUCGUUAAAAAUCAAAAUAAUGUUGGAGCUGAUGAAGCGGCACCUAGAAAACAAUUGCAACAAGAAAAUCCAUUUCGGAGAGGAUCGUCGUCAUCUAUCAGGAGGAGUAUCUUACGACAGGAGGAGCUGAAACGGAACUGCAAGUGACGACGUCAGAGUAGUCUACCACUAACAUGACAAUGACUACGUCCAGUUCGAUGGCCAACGACGGGGCCAACAGUAACGCUCAUCGGAAGGGUCACAGGCGAAACGAAUCCAUGUACGCCAUGACCGGACUCUACUCGGAGGCGCAAACCGAUGACAGCAGUGCCGACAUUCCGGGAUCGGAGGUGGAAUCGGAAUCGCUGCCGGUAUCGGUCAACACGGUUCCGGCGGACACGGUCAUCAAAUGCCACAGCCGGCAGCCCUCGAACAGCCUGAUGAUGAUGGAAAAACCUGCCCUCUCGAAUGUGCUGCUGGUCAACGAAGACUACAGCCGAGAUUGCGGCAUUCUUACGUGUCGACCGUCGGCCAUCCAGAAGUUUGCCCGGAUCAAGGUGUUCGUGUUGUUGCUUUCGAUUCUGGUGACGCUGCAACAGGCGCUUAGUUCCGGAUAUAUAAAUUCGGUCAUUACGACCAUUGAGAAGCGGUUCGAAAUUCCGUCGAGCCUUUCCGGACUGGUAGCUUCUAGUUAUGAAAUAGGAAAUGUUAUAACUGUUAUAUUCGUCAGCUAUCUGGGCAGUCGAAGGCACAUUCCCGUUUGGAUUGGGAUCGGUGCCGUGAUAAUGGGCAUCGGAUCGUUGGUAUUUAUGGUUCCUCAUUUUACCGGUGAGCCCAAUCCGGGCAUUAUGAUUGACAAUAAAACGACCGACAAUAUUUGCCGGUUGGUCUCGGUUCGGGAGCAGGAUAUGGGCCUGGGGCGGUUGUCCAACAGCCUGUCGAAUCCUCCCCUGACGACGCACAAUUUGAGGGGCGACAACUGUCUGAAGGGACGAGCCUCUACCUUCGGGCCCGUGAUACUGUUCGUGAUAGCACAAAUUCUGCUCGGCGGGGGUGGAAGUCCGCUGUUCACGCUGGGCACCACCUACGUGGACGAUCACGUGCGAAAAGAAAGCUCAUCCAUGUAUAUAGGUGCAAUGUACAGUAUGGCCGCCUUUGGGCCAGUUUUGGGCUUCCUGCUGGGGGCCUAUUUGCUCUCGUUCCACAUGGACUCGUUCUCGGGGAGCGACAUCAACAUCGAUCCCGAUGACCGCCGGUGGGUCGGCAUGUGGUGGGGUGGAUUCCUGGUGUGUGGCAUCCUCCUCAUCGUGGUCGCAAUUCCUUUUUUCUCUUUCCCAAAGGUUCUUACCCGGGAGAAGAAGAAAAUCAGAAUCGCCGAACAAAAGUUGCCGCAGCUGCAGCAACUGUCGUCCAAUAACUCUAGCAGUCUGCCACGUGGUACGGCUCCACCACAUCCUCCAGUCUCCCAGCAGCAACAAUUGCAGCAUCAGCAGCAAAAUCAAUCUCCACCCCCAUCAAUGACAACGACGACGAUGGUGGGCGGUGAGCAGCAGAAAGUGCCACCCGGCGGAACCGGAGGUCAAUCGACGGCGACAAACAACAAACCCGGCGACGAUACCGGAUAUGGGCGGGAUAUUAAAGAUAUUCCCCUAUCCAUGUGGCGCCUGGUAUCCAAUCCGGUGUACAUCGUGACCUGCCUGGGCGCCUGUAUGGAGCUGAUGAUUGUUUCCGGAUUUGUGGUGUUCCUUCCUAAGUAUCUGGAAACGCAGUUCAGCUUGGGCAAAAGUCAGGCCAGCGUGUUUACCGGUUCGAUUGCUAUCCCUGGAGCUUGUAUCGGCAUUUUUACCGGUGGCUGUAUCCUGAAACGGUUCCAGCUAAAGCCGAAGGGUGCCGUUCAGUUUGUGCUGGUAUCCAAUCUGAUCUGUUUGUCCUGCUACGGGUUGUUGUUCUUCUUGGGAUGUGAGAACCUGAAAAUGGCUGGCACAACCAUACCGUACUACAACAGCUCGCCGGCCCACGCUCAGGAACCGUUCCAGGUCAAUUUGACGGCUGCUUGCAAUUUUGGCUGCGAGUGCCACAUGUACGAUGUGGAGCCAGUUUGCGGUAAUAACGGGCUGACCUAUUUCAGCCCCUGUCACGCCGGUUGUACGGCGUUCUCUUCCAGUUCCAAUUAUACCAACUGUGCUUGCGUCCAAACCAACGUUACCAGCGUCUACACUGGGGCCGAGGGUGCCCAAGCACAGGCCCUCAAUGCGCAUGAAAACUUUGCCGAAGUAACCGUAGUUCCUGUGGCCACUGCCGGCGUCUGCAAUAAACCCUGCAGGACGAUCUACCCGUUUUUGAUUCUGCUGUUCUUUAUGACGUUCGUCGUUGCCUCCACGCAGAUGCCCCUGUUGAUGAUAGUUUUAAGAUCGGUUUCGGAGGAGGAGCGUUCCUUCGCGCUGGGCAUGCAGUUUGUGAUAUUCCGGCUGUUCGGGUACAUUCCAGCACCGAUUGUGUUCGGCAACCUGAUAGAUUCGUCCUGUUUGCUGUGGAAAUCGACCUGCGGUGAAAAAGGGGGUCGCUGUCUGGUGUACGACAUUGAAAAGUUCCGCUACAAAUAUGUCGGUCUCUGUGCCAGCAUAAAGAUUAUUGCCCUGGUGAUAUUCAUUAUCGAUUGGUGGCUGGUCAGGCGAAGGAAGAAUCUGGACAAGCUGAACCCGAUGUCGGCGAACGAUUUAGUAGGAUCGAUUAUUAGUUUGGAUAAACUCUUCGAGGAGAAAGCCAACCUGGACGGCCAAUCGAUCCCCUUCAAUGGCGAGUGUGUAUCGGGUGACUCUAUCGGGGAUAACAACAGCAAACGGAUUCUGAUUGCCAGUCGCCACUUGCGGAACGAUUCCAAAUCGAUCCAAUUAGAGUACAGGUACGACGAUGCCCCUUCGCACUACCAUCAACGCCCUGCUAGGAAACAUUUCCGCAGCAAUUCGUGCGACAUCAAGAUCCAGCGGUCCAAUUCCGGAACUCAUCGGGAAACGGACAUCCACGAUUGGAAACUGAAACGGUUCAUGCGACACCACACCAGGAACAACUCCCGGGAUCUGGACCAGGAGCAGCACUGCUGUCGACAGCAACAGCAACAGGCACAAUCACAAAAUGCAACCUCGCAGCUAGGCCGAUGGAUUGCACUGCACAACAACAACAGCGAGCAGUCUUCGUCGUCUAAUAUUAAGUAUAUCUUGAACCACUUGAAGAGCAAUAACGAGGGUCAUGGGAAGAUCAAUAACUAUGGCGGGGGUUGUAGUGGAGCAGGGAGCACUUGUGGAGGACCCGCGAAGAAGAAAAGGCAUACGAGAAACUACUCGUACGGGCAGGAGUUCUCUUUUUUACCGAAUAACGUCAUCAUAAGGCUGGACAACGACAUAGCCAACAAGUUCCUAGCGAAUAAUGGAGGAGGAAUCGGGGGUAGCAGUUCAAGGAAGAGUUCGUUUUCUCACGAUGUGGGAUUGCUGAAAAACGUCGGCAAGUUGAACAAUUGUUCGAACCAAGCAGGCGGAGGCAAACACACGAACGAUUUGAACGAAGAACUAGAAUCGAAAUAUGCCAAAGGGUCUUCCCAUGGGUACGGACAUUCGAGAAACAAUUCCAAAGAUCUGAAUCUGCUGAAUCUUCAGGUGCCGGAAGAGUCGAGCAGUGGCAGUGGGAUUCUGGGAGGGAUAAAAGCGUUGAUUGAGGACUCCAAUAGCAUUCUGCGGCAUCGGAGGACCAACUCCAAGGAUCUGAAAUACAGCGGCUAUCAGCCCUGCGAACCCAUAAGCAGCGCCAGUAGCUGCAGUGUAAGUAGUAGCAAUAUUAGAAAGCUCUCGGGAGGCGCACUGGACGAUCACCACCGCGGGGUGCACCAUCAUUCGGGAUCGCUAGGCAUUCCGUCGCUUUCUUCGUCGUCUACCAGUGGUGCCAAUCAGAUGGAAUCGUUGCAGCUUCUCCUGGACAAACCGACAAACCUGCUGGAGGAAUCCGAUGGCCCCAGUGGUGAUGCCGAUGCAGGUUCUUCGACCACCACUAACGUUUAGCCUUUUGCCGCCGCUGAAUACGACCAGCAUCAGCCCGAGCUUCGUAUUCCGGUGCUUGCUUCGAAGAUGCUGCCAAACAGUUGCCAUAAAACCAAAAAAAAAACGAGAAAUCUCACAAAAUUCGACUGCGCAUCUAUUCCCGGGACUACCGGACUCACAUUUGGAGCUUGUUUUUUCCACCACUCCUACUCAAUGCAUUCCUUCAGGAUUUCAACUCACGUCACUUGUAAAAGAAGGUGUAACCUUUUGAAAGAACAAAAAAAAACUCGAUUUUUACACAACUCUCACGAACACUAAAUGGUUUCCCCGAACGCGAGCGUUUGAAGCUUUUGUCCCCUGGUUGGUUUUUUCUCAAAUUCCAAUAAGUUUAGAGUAGUUGCAAAUAGUGUUACAAACCUCAACAAAUCGAGACUGCAUUUUGAUAGGUUCCGUAGAUUGUUACUAAAAGAAAAACGUUCAAGCUUGUAUAGAUGGGAGAGGAACUGUUUAAAUUGAAACAAUACCUUUUGACCUUAAACCUUUCAUUUCCAGAGCAGCACUGAUAGCUUCUUCAUAUGACCAGGCUUGUAAGUGGUCACCAUCGUUUGAAUUUUUCCGGAGACAACCACCACACAUCGUUCGUGACAAUCGUGGAGAGCGCAAUCGUUUGAUCGGAGAGCAAAAAAAUGUCAAAUGAAAUUUUGAUCUUUGUUGUGGUUAGUCGUUUGACUUUCAUCCCUCUUGCGUAGAUAAUCGAGAUAAUCAUUCCACAUUGUUCGACCAACACAUCCAAACAUCACCCGGCGCUGCAGAUUGGCGAAUUUUUUUUUUCAACAAGAGGGAGUGAGUAGAAAAGAUUGCAUUUGCUUAUUGAGUCUGUAAGUUCUGCUGCGUGAAAGAGAUAGGCGAUGUCGUAAACUGUCGGGAAUUAUGGUCGUUUGACCAUCAAAUUAUCCCUCUCGUGUACCAAGACACGAAAUUUCGUUCGACAAUCACACAAAGAAGAAUGAAUGUCGUUUCGUUUGAUGGUAGUCGACUGUUCGGCAAGUUUUCGGUCUCAUUCGUUUGAUGGCACGAGCAAUGAAACUGAUAAAAGUAGGCUGUGCGACUGUCAGAGAAAAUGUCGAUGGUUUACAAGUCUGCAUAUGACCGAUCGUAGCGGUAAACCCGAAGCAAUCAACCGUGUGCGCGCUCGGCUAAAACUCCGAGUCGUUGGGUGAGUGGUGUGGUGAUAGAGAAACAACAGAGAGAUCAAUAGUGGGCAAAGAACAAAUGCUAGAAAUACAUGGACUGUAUCGAUGGAAGAUCCAGCAGUCGAACGCAUACUAUAGUCAAUUUUGCCACGUUCACCAUGGUGUAAUUGACUAACGCGCCGUUGUACUGAAGCGGAAAUUGCGGGUUCAAGUCCCGUCGGCAAGCGGUUGAAUCCCUGAAUUUACGGCUAACGUUCUUUCUUUCUUUGAUAUCUCAUGCUUCUCUAAUACUUUCCAUCACCUUUGAACAUGUGAUAAUUUCAGGUACGAAGAUUUACCAAGACGAACUCAGAACAUAAAGUUUGAUUCUGAUUUCUGUUCACUGAUUUCUCGAUUUUCGAUUUCUGGUUUCUAAUUUCUGACUUUUGAUUUUUUUCAUUCGAAAUUUUUGAUCUGGUUUGAAAAUGUUCAAUUUUUGUUUCAUUUUCAAAAAGUUUUUAAAGUUUCAAAACAUUUUCAAUACACAGUUCUCUCCCUUAAAGUUUUCGUAAAAAACAACAAUUCUCAACGUUUAAUAAUGAAUAGUUUAAAUUAGUUCACACCCCUGUUACUUUUGGACAAAACAAUAAAAUGUUCAACCAGUCAGUAGCAUCCCCAUGCAUCAUAAAACGUAAAGCUUAAAACAAUGCAAAUGAAGUUGACGAAUAAUCCAUUAAAAAAACCUUCCAGCAUUUUGAGACGAGUAAAGAUUUAUUACAAAAAAAAACGCGUUCGAAUUACUUUAGAUUACAAUAUGUAAGCGUCGUCGUUGCAAGGUGUGAGCGAAACAAAAAAAAAUAGAGGAUUCCGUUUGUGGAAAAAAUUAACAGCAAAAUCAAGCGGCGACAUUUGCCUAAUUUAUUCGGUACAUUGAAACUAACUAGCAACCCUGACUUGUGGCUGGCAAAUUGCCAGUUUGUUAAAUAAGCAAAACCUAAAAGAAAAUGGACAUAGUGAUAAGCUCGGUUAAGAAUAAACAUAUUUUUAUACAUGCCUAUUACAGAGAAGCAAAUGAAAUAAGUAAAGGAAGAACAAACACAAAAAAUAAAAACAAAAUGUUAAUUGACUAGUUGUUAUGCCUUGAAGUAAAAAAGUAAAAUGAAUUAAAUAUGUUCUCCUGUUCCCAUGUUUUUUUCACAUGCAGGAUCUGAAACUGGUGAUGUGAAGAGUGUUGAUAAAGAAAAAUGAAUUUAAAGAAAUGCAUUUCCAAUAAUGGUAUUCGGUUUUUCGGUCCCGACAAGCGUAUUGGCAACCCUGGUUGGAUGUGAAAAGUUUAAUGUUUCUUCGUCAAAUGACAGACAGAUUGGUGUGAUGUGUCACACUUGACGUUUUUGGCAACACUGUCCACCCGAAGAGUUCCGAAGAGAAACGCAAAGUAAAACGAAUCCGCUCAUCGAGUAGGGAAAGCUCACGAAAAAAAAAACAUAAACAAGAGUGUAAACUAGGUGCUGUGACAUUAGAUAGUAGAAUUGAUAGUAGACAAAAAAAUAGCAGGCGAGGGAGUGAAUUGUCAGGUUUGUGAAAGGAAUGUGUUCAAUGCAUUGUUGGAUUUUAGCAUUUCGAAAUAAAAAAAAAUAGCAAAAUAAUUUAGCAAGUGUUGCCAGUAAGUAGGAUUCUUUCUAUAUAGUAGUUUUAUGAUUCCUAACAGUCGAGUGUUCUUUCGUAUAGGUCAGAGAGCGAGAAAGUUUAGAGAAAACUCUCCAACUUGCCAGAGAAUGUUCGGAAUCGGAGAAAGUAACCAGUUUUGUGUCAUUUUGUUAUUACAUACAUCAAUCGUCAAUAUCUUUACUAUGAAAUAUAGAUUUAUCAACCAUGUACAUCGUUCCCUGUAGCUGUGGCUUGUUUAGGAAAUAUAUCUCGUAAGUAGAUAUCUGAACCCCGUUUCACAUCGGCUUAUUUUCCUUGAACUGCUACUGCAACAAUUUAACGAUGUAAGAAUUCAAUCAUAGUAUGCCAACUUAGUUCGUUACUAGGGUAAUCGUAGAAUGCGCUACAAUUUUUAAGAAGAAAACUAACGACUAAAUUAUACCCCAGCCUUUAGAGAUUAUUUACCCAUUUGGCAACACUGUACUUUAAAGUUUAAAACAUACAAAAACUUAAACCACAAAAAUUAUUAAUACAAAAAAAAAUCUGAGGAGAGAUUAUUGAAGAAGAUAAAAAAAAAGGAAAAAGAACGCAAACAUAUCGUGCAAUAUUAUAGAAGGCAACUGGAAAAAAAAAUCAAGAUAAUCGAUGUCUGUACUUCAAAAUCCAUUUAUUUAUUUUGAACUCGACAUGGUACAAUUCAUUCUAACAAAUAAAAAGCAAUGAUCAAAGAUUACAAAAAAAAAUGGCAACCGAACAAAACAAAAACCAAGCAAAAUAUUUUCUCUAAAUCUUUACCGAAAAAAAAUAAACAAAUAAUAAGAUUUUCCUCUUUCAAAAACCCUGAACUGCGAGCAAAUUAUUUAAACAAGUGAAGCAGAAACGAGCGCUAUUUUAUUGCACAACAUCAAUAAGAAGAAAGAAUAAAAAAAAACUUUAAUCUUAUUCAAAAUUUUAGGGAGUAAAAUGGAGACAAAAUUAAAACAGGAAAAUAUUUGUCAAUUACCACUAACUAAGACUUUUCCGUGCUAAUAAUCAACCAUUAGAUUGAUAAUGGGACUGGACUGGCGAAGAAAUCUGAGCAAAUUAGAAAGCGGUUGAGAGUUUUACGCGAUAUCUUCGUUUGUAUUUUCGUUUUCGUCACCUUAAAAACUAAUCUAAAAUCACUAGUGAAAAAUUUCACUGUAGAGAGAAUGUGCGGCAGAUGAAAUAGGAAGAAAAAACCUGCAGAUGAACAUGUAGACAAUUGUUCGUGAUUUUGUUUUGGUGUGAACAAAUCGAAACGAAAUGAUGAUUGCUGCAAUUAUUAGGUGCAAAUAAAGUAAUUCAAUUUAUAUGAAA